CUGGUCUGUUAUGUUAAAAACGAUCUGUUACGUUAGAAACACUUGCAAUUUCUUCCUGGGGCUACUUCAACAAGGAUGCAUAUUCUUUGUUCAGUGUUGCUUUUGGCCUCUCUGGUCUGCAUCCACUCAUCAUCUGCCUUAAAUAAAGUGUGGGAAGAGUGGAGAAUCAAUCAUCAAAAGGUUUAUGCUAAUCAGACUGAGCAUGUCUUCAGGAGAGCAGUAUGGGAGAAGAACAUGAAACUAGUGCUGAGACACAACCAGGAGGCCUCAGCAGGAAACCACAGCUUCACACUGGGACUGAACCACCUGGCUGAUAUGACAGCUGAGGAGGUCAGUGAGAAGCUGAACGGCCUGAAGCUGGAGGAUCCUGUUGAGUUCAGAAACAACACUUUUAUAAAGGACCUGAGUGGCUUAACAUUACCUCAGAGUGUGGACUGGAGAAAGGAAGGCCUGGUCAGUCCGGUCCGAAACCAAGGAUUAUGUGGAUCAUGCUGGGCCUUCAGUUCUCUGGGAGCCCUUGAAGGCCAGAUGAAGAAACAAACAGGUGUCCUCGUACCCCUGAGCCCGCAGAACCUGGUGGACUGCAGCACCUACGAUGGAAAUCACGGCUGCAACGGAGGUUACAUCUCCAAAGCCUACACAUACAUCAUCCGCAACGGAGGCGUUGACUCAGAGAGCUUUUACCCCUACGAACACCAGAACGGAAAAUGUCGCUACUCUGUGAAGGGAAAAGCCGCCUACUGCUCUAACUUCCACAUCCUGCCACGUGGAGACGAGAAUACUCUGCAGGCCUGGGUGGCCACAGUGGGACCUGUUGCUGUGGCCGUCAACGCCAUGCUACAGUCUUUCCACCUCUAUAAAGGAGGUUUAUACAACGCACCCGACUGUAACCCAAAAUUCAUAAAUCAUGCUGUUCUGGUUGUUGGCUACGGUUCAGACAGGGGACAAGACUUCUGGCUGGUGAAGAACAGUUGGGGAACUGCGUGGGGAGAAAAAGGCUUCAUUCGCAUUGCGAGGAACAAGAACAACCUCUGUGGCAUCGCCAGCUUUGCUGUUUACCCCACACUGUGAU
Molecule: messenger RNA, 1072 nt
Organism: Scomber scombrus (Atlantic mackerel)
Lineage: Eukaryota; Metazoa; Chordata; Actinopteri; Scombriformes; Scombridae
Product: procathepsin L-like
Exons: 8
Coding region: 76-1071 (331 amino acids)
Biological process (GO): immune response
Cellular component (GO): lysosome
Molecular function (GO): cysteine-type endopeptidase activity
Source: RefSeq, a predicted model, not a curated record